Messenger RNA from Puma concolor (puma), 513 nucleotides. Its product is annotated as protein FAM209. The record is from RefSeq and is a predicted model, not a curated record. NCBI's taxonomy places the organism in Eukaryota, Metazoa, Chordata, Mammalia, Carnivora, Felidae.
AUGCGGACGCUGACAUGGGUCUUGUUCUUGCCUCUGUGCCUCUCCUGCGGCUGUGCCUUCAUGUUCACGUCUCUGAGAGAGAAAGCCAAGGAACCCCAGGGCAAGGUGCCUUGCGGAGGGCACUUCCGGAUCAGGCAGAAUCUCCCAGAGCACGCCCAAGGCUGGCUUGGGAGAAAAUGGCUCUGGCUUUUUUUUGUCGUCGUGCUGUAUGUGAUACUAAAGUUUCGAGGGGAUCGCGAGAAGACUAAGGAGCAGAAUCCUUCUGGGCUUCGAGGCUGCUCAUUUCGCUCUCCGCUGAAGAAGACUCAAAAUACUUCCCCCAGCAAAGACUAUGCGUUCAAUACCUUAACCCAGCUCGAGGUGGACCUUGUGAAAUUUGUGUCCAAGGUGCGCAACCUGAAAGUCGCCAUGGCAGCUGGAGGUAACUCCAAGCUUCAGAACCUGGAGGCGCCUGUGGACCCUCACAAUAACAUCACCAUCUAUGAGAUAUGGGGGGAAGAAGACUCUGAAUGA